This is a messenger RNA of Penicillium malachiteum, 1068 nucleotides long. Its product is annotated as dual specificity protein phosphatase family protein. Gene Ontology annotation, molecular function: protein tyrosine/serine/threonine phosphatase activity; F-box domain binding. The record is from RefSeq and is a predicted model, not a curated record. Lineage: Eukaryota; Fungi; Ascomycota; Eurotiomycetes; Eurotiales; Aspergillaceae. Bases 1 to 1068 code for a protein of 355 amino acids. Gene Ontology annotation, cellular component: nucleoplasm; cytoplasm. The transcript has a single exon. Gene Ontology annotation, biological process: regulation of ERK1 and ERK2 cascade; negative regulation of protein binding; negative regulation of SCF-dependent proteasomal ubiquitin-dependent catabolic process.
AUGUCUGCAUUCAACCGUCCGCCUGAGGUGUCAAUGUCUCAGACCGACGCAGACUUACCAUAUGAACGUGCUCAGGAAUAUGUUUCAACCACCAGAUACCCGAUAGUCACAAGUCCAACCAUGUCACAGAGCCCCUACAGCGACCCAAGGGAAUGCUACGAAUCCAUGGACUCGGGCGACGACAAUGAUACUGUUAUCGUCGACAAUAAGAUCCUAUUCCCAUCUAGUCACUGUUUCGCAGAAGGCGAUUUCAUUCCACCCGGCUUCUUUGACCAUGCAACUCUUAAUGGUUUCACACGUCGAUUCAAAUACUCGCAAUGGUCAUAUGAGAUGCGCCGUGAGGCUCAACUUAUCCUCCCAUUCCUCUCUCUUGGCCCCUCGGCAGUUUUACGAGAUCGUAACUAUCUUCGCGACCAAGGCUUCACUCUCUUACUAGCUAUUCGAAACACCCAAUCUGCUCUUGCGCGUCUGGUUUCAGGUGAAAAGGCAGCUGCCGAGCUCGGAAUACAGUCAGACACUAUUGAUGUUCUCGAUAACCAAGAAUUGAUAUCCGCAUUUCCCCGCGCUAUCCGGCGCAUCAAUGACCACCUCGCCGGCGUUGAUAAUGGACACAGUCCUCCUGGAUACCAGACCCAAGAUGGAGUGCGGAAAGUCCUGGUCUUUUGUGAAACUGGCAACGACCGAUCUGCUGCUGUGGUAAUCGCUUAUGUCAUGACGAUGUUGAACCAGGACGCUUUGGAAGCAACUCGCAUGAUCCAGCAACACCGGUUUUGUGUCUCAAUUGAGGAUGCCAUGAAACGCUUGCUUACUGCUUUUGACUCCAUUCUUUGUGCCAAGCGAGAUGUUGAAAAAGUAAAGCAAGCGGCUGCUGAAUCAAGAAUGAUGAUGGCUUCCACCAAUCUAGCUCCAGUUUCCAUUGCGAAGAAGCGGAGUUUCCAGGUCUGUAGAGAGGACGAUGCUAUGAUGGAUGACGGUGAUAUGGAUAUGGACAUGGACAUGGAUAUGGAGAAUGGCGAUUAUUCAUCUGAACGAAAGCCUAUGGCCCCUUUCCGAGAUCGGGCUCAGUAG